Messenger RNA from Aphidius gifuensis, 2336 nucleotides. RefSeq names its product myotubularin-related protein 6 (gene Mtmr6). The transcript has 8 exons. The coding region runs from base 261 to 2306 and encodes 681 amino acids. Gene Ontology annotation, biological process: dephosphorylation. NCBI's taxonomy places the organism in Eukaryota, Metazoa, Arthropoda, Insecta, Hymenoptera, Braconidae. The record is from RefSeq and is a predicted model, not a curated record. Gene Ontology annotation, molecular function: metal ion binding; phosphatase activity.
UAACAAUGGGGAUGACAUUCCUUAGAUGAUAUAAAAAACAUGGUGGUGGUUUGUUGAUCUUAUUAUCAGACACAAUCAUCUGUCAUCUGUCAAGUUAUUCAAGUUGUGGUGACUCAAUUUAUAUAAUAAAUAAUUAAAAAAUAAUAUUUAUUAUUUUAUAUUAUCAAUAUAACACCACCAACUUUUUGAUUAUUAUUUUUGUUAUUAACAAUAAUAAUUGCAUUAACCAAUUCAAGUAUUAUUUAUUUUCAAAUUAAAUUAUGAGUGCCAUGGAGUUGAUAAAAACCGGCAAGGUUGAAAAUGUUCGGAUGUUGGAUAGAUACAGCAAUAAUCAUUCAGUUGGAACAUUAUAUUUGACACCAACUCAUUUUGUAUUUAUGGAUUCAAAUGGAAAAAAACAAAUAUGGAUUUUAAAUACUCACAUUGCAAGUAUUGAUAAACAGCCAUUAACAGCAGCAGGAUCACCAUUACAUAUUAAAUGUAAACAUUUUUUGACAUUAACAUUUAUUAUAUCUAAAGAACGUGAUUGCCAUGAUAUUUUUAUAACACUUACAAAACUAUCAUCACCAGGAAAAAUUGAAGAUCUGUAUUGUUUUAAUUCACGUUUAACCAAAGAUUCAGAUGGUAAAUUUGAUGGAUGGAAUUUGUAUGAUACUCAGAGUGAAUUUCAAAGACAAGGUUUACCAAAUAGUGAAUGGUCAUUAACAUGUCUUAAUAUUAAUUAUGAAUUAUGUGAUACUUAUCCAAGACUUCUUUAUGUACCAACUGAUUGUACAAAUAAUAUUCUCAUUGGAAGUGCUAAAUUUAGAAGUAAAGGAAGAUUACCAGUAUUAACUUAUCUUCAUUCAAAUAAAGCUGCAAUUUGUCGAUGUAGUCAGCCACUGUCUGGUUUUAAUGCACGUUGUCCAGAAGAUGAACAAAUGCUUUAUCAUAUAUUAAUGACAAAUCCAACAAAUAAAUUUAUGUAUGUUGUUGAUACUAGACCAAGAAUAAAUGCAAUGGCAAAUCGUGCUGCUGGUAAAGGUUAUGAAAAUGAAAAUUUUUAUGAAAAUAUUAAAUUUCGUUUUUUUGGUAUUGAAAAUAUACAUGUUAUGCGUAAUAGUUUAUCAAAAUUAAUGGAAUUACAAAGAUCAACAUCAAUGAGUGCAUUUUUAUGUGGUUUAGAAAAUAGUGGAUGGUUAAAACAUAUACGUUCAAUAUUAGAAACUGGUUGGUUUAUUGCAAAAGCUGUUAAUAAUGGUACAACUGUUGUUGUACAUUGUAGUGAUGGAUGGGAUAGAACUGCACAAGUUUGUUCAAUUGCAGCAUUAUUAUUGGAUCCAUUUUAUCGUACAAUACAAGGAUUUCAGGCAUUGAUUGAAAAAGAUUGGCUUGCAUUUGGACAUAAAUUUAAUGAUCGUUGUGGACAUAUUAGUAGUGAUCCAAAAGAAUUAGCACCAAUAUUUACACAAUUUAUUGAUGCAACUUAUCAAUUACUUCGUCAAUUUCCAUACAUGUUUCAAUUUAAUGAAUAUUUUUUAUUGACUCUACAUGAUCAUGUUCAUAGCUGUCAGCAUGGUACAUUUGUUGGUAAUAGUGAGAAAGAAAGAAUUAUACUGAGAUUAUCUGAAAGAACAUGUUCAUUAUGGAGUGAUGUUGCAACACAAAUAAAUGAAUAUAUUAAUCCACUUUAUGCAUGUAAUAAAUAUAAAGAUGAAUGCAAUAAAUUAUUAGAACCAAAAUUAUCACCACAAUCAAUUGAAUUAUGGAGAGGCUUGUAUUUUAGAUAUGAAAAUGGUAUACAUGCUAGAGAAAGUGGUGAUGAUUAUUUAUUAAAAAUUCAUGAUCAUACAACAUCACUUGAAGAUCAUGCAAAAUUAUUAGUUAAAAGAUUAAAAUCAUUGGGUCAUAAUAUAACUGGUAAUACAACAAAUAAAAAUGAGACAAAUCAAAAAACAAUACAACCAAAGAAUAACUGUGAUAAUAAUGAUAUUAUUAAAAAUGAUGAAACAAUUGAUAAAACAUUAAUUGAAAAGCUAAAUGGUAAUGAUGAUGAUAGAGCCAAAGCAAAAUUAUUAAUGAAUCAAAUUGAAAUUGAAUUAAAGAGUGUUGCUUUGGAUUGGAAAUCAAGUAGUAAAAUUGAAGAAUGUUCAUGUUCAAUAACAUUUGAUGCAUUUAAUAAAAGAAAUCAUUGUUGGUCAUGUGGUAAUGUAUUUUGUACAAGAUGCAUGGCAAAUAGAAGUUUAUUACCUGGUCAUUUAACAAAACAAAUUGUACCAACUUGUAAAUCUUGCUCACAAUCAUCACCUCGUAUUGUUAAUUCAUGAAAUAAAACCAAUAAACAACGUAGAGAACAA